AUGUCCGUGAAAUUCCAGGAUAAGUUCCAAGACCAGGUCACGCAACAGGUCACCGAGCAGAUCAAGGGCCAAAUCCAGGGACAGUUUCAGGAGGAGGCUGCGAAGUCAAUUCGCCAAGACACAAAGGAAUUGGUGCACAAGGUCGGCGAACGCUUGACCGGCGGAAACCCUCAGAAUGGCUAUAUGGCUAUGUACCUGCGUCAGCUGCAGAAGAACCCUCUGCGCACGAAGAUGUUGACGUCGGGUGUGCUUUCCGCAUCUCAAGAAUACUUGGCCUCGUGGAUCGCGAAUGAUGUCAGCCGGAAUGGACACUACUUCAGCGCUCGCGUUCCCAAAAUGCUCCUCUACGGCAUGUUUGUCGCUGCCCCAUUGGGCCACUUUCUUGUGGGCAUCCUCCAAAAGCUCUUUGCCGGCCGCACAAGCCUGAAGGCCAAGAUCCUCCAGAUUCUCUUUAGCAAUCUCAUCAUCUCCCCCAUCCAAAACGCGGUGUACCUGUCGUCGAUGGCCGUCAUUACUGGCGCGCGCACCUUCCAUCAGGUUCGCGCAACCGUCCGCGCCGGUUUCAUGCCCGUCAUGAAAGUCAGCUGGAUCACUUCCCCUCUCGCACUCGCGUUCGCCCAGAAGUUCCUCCCUGAGCACACCUGGGUGCCAUUCUUCAACAUCAUCGGUUUCUUCAUUGGAACCUACGUCAACACCCACACUAAGAGAAAGCGCCUCGAGGCCCUGAGAAAGGUAAAUGCCCUCUUCAACCUUUUCAUCCCAGAGACUAAUUCGCAAUCCUAA
Messenger RNA from Aspergillus oryzae RIB40, 783 nucleotides. Its product is annotated as Mpv17/PMP22 family protein. Bases 1 to 783 code for a protein of 260 amino acids. Lineage: Eukaryota; Fungi; Ascomycota; Eurotiomycetes; Eurotiales; Aspergillaceae. The transcript has 3 exons. The record is from RefSeq and is a predicted model, not a curated record. Gene Ontology annotation, cellular component: membrane; cytoplasm.